AUGAAGUUCUCUCAGCUCUCUGCUGUCAUCCUCGCCCUCGGAGCCAACGAGGUCUACGCCCAGCGCCGAUGGGGCCUGGGUAACUGGCGCGGCGUUAACCGUCAGGGACCAAACCGCUACAACUACAACAACAACAACGGUAUUGUCCAGAUCGACAACAACUGGCAGGGUCAGAACAACAACCAGAACGGUGGCAACAACAACAACAAUGGAGGCAACAACAACAACGACGGCGGCAACCGUCCCGCGGACGACGGUCUCUACGGUCAGUCUGUAGCCUACGUCCAGCCGACCCCGAACGCCAACAAGGAGAACAACGAUAUCCAGAACAACAACCAGGCGCUCGGUCUCGGCGGUGGUGGCGGUCAGCCCCAGGCGACUGGCAGUGGCGCCGUACCCGUCCCGUCUAACCCUCUGGGAGGUGUCGCUGUGAACGGCAACCCCAACGCGGACGCAUUCAAAGACUCCGCCUCUGGGGUUUCCCUUCCUGACGCCGCUGGACCUGUCGACAACAAUGAUAUCGUUGCCGGCCGUGGUACUCAGUACCUGUACGUUUGGGCUGGUGCCGACGGCCGUGUAAAGCAGGACCGCGUCAUCACUUUCAACUUCGAUCCCUACUCUCCAUACUACGGCAAGCCGGUUUCCCAGGCCCUUGUCCCCACCUCUGGUAACGAGCCCCACCACUGUGGUAUCUCCAAGGACAGGCGUUCGUUGGUCUGCGGAGGCUUCCUCUCCUUUAUGAAGAGGCAAGACGAGAUUUACUACUUCGAUCUCUCCAACCCCGCCUACCCCCGUUACGCCAAGUCUUACCGCGGCAUCGCUGCCUCCGUUCCCGACGAGUUCAUCGCCCUUGAGGACAAUACCUUCAUUCUCUCCGAGAUGGGCAAGUACGACGGCUCUUCGCCGGGUCGUGUUGCUCGCCUGAACUCGGACGGCUCCAUUAUCGCCGAGUACCCGCCCAACCCUCCCCAGGACUUCAACCCUCACGGCAUGGACAUCCGCAAGGACCUCAACAUCUUCGUCACCUCGGACUACCUGAACGCUCUCUCGGCUCUGUACUACACGGGCAAUGCUGACCCGAUUGUGCGCUCUUCGCUCCGCGUCUGGAACCUGCAGGACUUCACCAUGUCCAACAACACGAUCUACCUCCCCGCCGGUACCGGAACCAUGGACAUGCGUCUGAUGAAGCGUGACCCUCAGGGCCGUGGCUACGUGGGCGGCACUGGUGACGGCAAGAUCUACUUCUUCAACCCCUUCACCUUCACUGCUGAGCUUGUCAUCGACGUUGCCGACAUUGUCAACAGCAUUUACAUCCUUUAUGCCUCUGCUCCUGACAACACGGGUAAGCCCGGCCACCUCUCUGGUAUCGGCGUUUACGACAUCACUCGCCCCGAGCGUCCUCGUCUCGUUCAGAACAUGGUGCUUCCUGCGUAUGCUGCGCCGCACCUGAUCCACAUCAAGGACCGUCGCCUCGUCGUUACCGACUACUUCCUCGACAUGGACAACUUCGGAAAGGUCCACGCCGACGGUGACCGCUUCGUCCGUGUCUUCAACAUCCAGCCCAACGGAUACAUCACCGUUGAGUCGCGCUUCCAGAUCAACUUCAGCCGCCUUGUUUACGGCGUCCAGCUCCGUCCUCACGGUCUCGGUUGGUGGUACAAGGACCAGUAUUAG
Messenger RNA from Trichosporon asahii var. asahii CBS 2479, 1674 nucleotides. RefSeq lists its product as uncharacterized. Bases 1 to 1674 code for a protein of 557 amino acids. The record is from RefSeq and is a predicted model, not a curated record. NCBI's taxonomy places the organism in Eukaryota, Fungi, Basidiomycota, Tremellomycetes, Trichosporonales, Trichosporonaceae. The transcript has 2 exons.